This is a messenger RNA of Falco peregrinus (peregrine falcon), 10765 nucleotides long. It is a transcript of the gene CLIP4, whose product is annotated as CAP-Gly domain containing linker protein family member 4. The transcript has 19 exons. NCBI's taxonomy places the organism in Eukaryota, Metazoa, Chordata, Aves, Falconiformes, Falconidae. Gene Ontology annotation, cellular component: cytoplasm; nucleus; microtubule plus-end. Gene Ontology annotation, biological process: cytoplasmic microtubule organization. Gene Ontology annotation, molecular function: microtubule plus-end binding. The record is from RefSeq and is a predicted model, not a curated record. Bases 411 to 2516 code for a protein of 701 amino acids.
GCAUGGGUUUAUAGAAAUCACUCCUUGGCUGUGGCUGUCCAUCAUCACUCCUGGGCGGGAGCUGUCCGUCAGCUGUGCGGCGCUGGAUAAGCAGCCCCUGCCCGGCCGAAAGGUCACCCUGGGAGCUGCUACUUUGGUUCCUCCGGUCGGUCACUGGGAUAGCGGGGAAGCCAGAUUCAGUUUAGAAGAGCAAAUAUGGCUGGCAAAUAGUAUGUGUGUGUGAUGUUAAGUGGCUGUGAUGUUCUUACACCUGAGCUAGUCUCUGGAGGUAGUCAUGGGUGCAGAACAUGUUGUUGCCUUGACAUUGCAUGGUUCAGUCCUGUGUCAUGACAUGGUUGCUCUAAGGCCUGAAAAGUUGACUGGAAACAACACCAGGGUGGAGGUGACAACACUGUGUGGCUUUCUAGAAGAUGACCAUAGAGGAUCUCCCAGAAUCUUCCUUAGGAGGAGAGUCCCUCAUUGAAAGGGAACGGUUCUUGCUCCCAAACUCUGAAACAUCUGUUACUUUUUCUGUUGCUGCAGCACCAAUGCCUUCAGACUGUGAGUUUUCCUUCUUUGAUCCCAAUGAUGCAGCAUGCCAAGAAAUACUUUUCAACCCUAAAACGUCAGUUUCUGAAUUGUUUGCUAUCUUAAGGCAGUGGGUUCCACAGGUGCAGCAGAAUAUUGAUGUUAUUGGGAAUGAGAUCAUUAAAAGGGGCUGCAAUGUGAAUGACAGAGAUGGACUGACUGAUAUGACUCUCUUGCAUUACACUUGCAAAUCAGGGGCUCAUGGUAUUGGUGAUGUUGAAACAGCUGUAAAAUUUGCGACGCAGCUGAUUGAUUUGGGUGCUGAUAGCAGUUUACGCAGCCGCUGGACAAAUAUGAAUGCCUUGCAUUAUGCUGCCUACUUUGAUGUUCCAGAACUUAUUAGUGUUAUUUUGAAGAAUGCAAAGCCAAAAGAUGUGGAUGCCACCUGUAGUGAUUUUGAUUUUGGAACAGCUUUGCACAUUGCUGCAUUUAACCUGUGUACAGGAGCUGUCAAGUGUUUACUGGAACAUGGAGCGAAUCCUGCCUUUAGGAAUGACAAAGGGCAGAUCCCAGCAGAUGUGGUUCCUGAUCCAGUAGAUAUGCCACUGGAAAUGGCAGAUGCAGCAGCCAGUGCAAAAGAAAUCAAGCAGAUACUGCUGGAUGCAGUGCCUCUCUCGUGUGACAUCUCAAAAGCCACGAUUCCAAACUGUGAUCAUGUCACAGGCAAGGCCAUGCUUUUAUCGCUUGGCUUGAAGCUGGGAGAUCGUGUUGUUAUUGCAGGACAGAAGGUUGGUACAUUAAGAUUUUGUGGCACAACGGAAUUUGCCAGUGGCCAGUGGGCUGGCAUAGAACUGGAUGAACCUGAAGGAAAGAACAAUGGAAGUGUCGGAAGAGUCCAGUACUUCAAGUGCGCACCAAAACGCGGUAUCUUUGCUCCACUUUCUAAAAUAAGCAAGGCUUCUGAUCACAGAAAAAGCUUUGUACGAAGUUCUUCCUUGCGGUCUUCACCUUUGGUCAAAUCCAAGAAAAUUGAUGUGACACACGUAACUUCCAAAGUGAAUUCUGGCUUAAAUGUGGCAAAAAAAGACAGUGCUUCUGAAACCAGCUUUAUGACUGCUAACAGGGGCAAAAAUGCACCUGCGAAAGACGGUUUUCCGGGGUACAGCAGCUCUUCCUCUUCUACUACCUCCUUGGAAGGCAAACAGAGUUCCUCCAAGAAGCGGAACUCGGCUAGCAGCAAUAAAAAGGCAGUGACUGGUGGGUCUUCUGCCUCAUCUAAAGGUCGUGCUGGGUUGUAUAGCUCUUCUCCGGCUACGAGGAAAAGUCCUUUUGUUGAAGGAGAAAUUCAGGUUGGAGACAGAGUACUGGUGGUAGGACAGAGAACAGGCACUGUUAGAUUUUGCGGGAUGACAAAAUUUGCACCAGGAUUCUGGUGUGGAAUUGAAUUGGACAAGCCUCACGGGAAGAAUGAUGGUUCUGUGGGAGGCGUUCAGUACUUCAGCUGUCUUCCCAGAUACGGUAUAUUUGCACCACCAUCUCGUGUACAGAGAUUAACGGGUUCUCUGGAUUCUCUCACAGAGACUUCGUCGGGUAGAAUAAGUCACGCUUUUCCAGGUUUUAGACGCAGUCUAAGCACCACUUCUGCAUCUUCACAAAAGGAGAUAAACAGAAGAAACUCCUUUGUUAGAUCUAAGAGCUCUGUGUUACGGCGCAGCUGGAGUAGCACCAGUGCAGCUAGCACCGAGGGACCGGUGAAGCUGCAUGAAGGCUCUCAGGUUCUGCUGACCAGCUCCAAUGAAAUGGGGACAAUCAGGUACAUUGGUCCUACAGACUUUGCACCGGGGAUAUGGCUCGGACUUGAGCUCAGAAGUGCCAAGGGAAAGAAUGACGGCUCCGUGGGGGAAAGGCGCUAUUUCACCUGUAAGCUGAACCACGGGGUCUUAGUUCGACCUAGCAGGGUAACCUACCGUGGGAUUAAUGGGGCAAAACUUGUAGAUGAUAUUUGCUGAGCCAAAAUGUGCUCAUACAAUAGGAAGUAAGUAUUGUAAAGCACACAAGCACCCCAGCUGGAAGGCAAACUUAUUUUUUAAUUAUUAAACCUGCGUUUGCAUUUUACGUAGAGAGAGAGAUAUAUAUAAGUAUAUAUAUAUAUGUAUGUUUAUAGAUAAUAUAUAUUUUAAUAUAUAUAUUAAAAAAAAUAGAUAUGAUACAAGUUCAGUCACAUUAAGAAGUAAGCCACUAUUAUGUUUCUGUUACUGAAACAGCCCUCGUCUGGGAAGGUUAUUGCAAAAACAUCUUGGGUUUGGGCUGCUGUAUUAUUUGAAUAAUGUCCCAGUUCGAGAAUGCGAGUAUAUUUUCCAAUGUUCUCUAAAGUUGCUUUGUGAUUCAUGCAGUAUUUAAACGAUUUUACUCCAUGUAGUAACAAACUGAUAAUGCUUUGCGCACUGCUGCUUUUGACAGAGGAGGUGGUUAAUGAGUGACAUUAGUCUAGUUACCAGGCACUUUAUCAAUUCCAAUACCAGCUGCUAGCAAUAAGCAAGCAAAAAAAAAAAAAAUAAAAAGAUCCCUUUUUCAAGCACUGGUGGAAGUAUUUUUAUAUUUUAUCAUUCAGAUCCCUCCUCUUCUUUUCCCCCUCCUCCUCUCCCCUCCAGAACGCAAAAGGGCUGACAAACACAAGGAUUUGCAGUUACCCUAGUGAACAGCAGCAAUUAAAUAAAAAGCCUUUAAAAAGCACAAAUACGCUGCAUGUCAGUCUAUAGUAAAAAGCACUUUUUGUUGUAUGCGUUUGUAGGAGUUAUGUGUCAGAAGCACUCUUUAAAAUAAUGCACUUUGCACUCUCCUGGAGAGCUUUCCCUCAUUUUUAAAGCCUUUUUUUGUUUGGUGUGCUACAGGCUACGAGUAUCAGUUUUUAAAUGCAAAUAAACCCAGAUUGGAACUAUACAUAAUAGCCUCAUCAUAAAUAUUAAGUCUGUAUAAAUAGAGCACGGUAAUUCCUGCCAGUGGUAUGGAUUAUAUGCAGGGUUUUCAAGCAAGCUGUUAACAUUAUUUGAUUUGUUUGUGGAUACACGUUUCUUUCUGUUUCCUUCAGAACAGUUUCAAGUGUAAAUUUCUCCUAAGAGCCUUAUGAUAAAUUAAGGCUCGUUUUAGGUACAGCUUUGUAACACACCUUGAUGUGACAUUAUUUGCCUAUCAGCCUUUUGACACAGCUAAUAUUUUGUCUGUGUGUUAAACGUGUAUUUAUUUUAAUUGCUCAGUGUAUGUAAAUGUUACUUUAUCAGGAUGGUUUUGUGUGCCAGGAGAGUCAUUUUAUUCUUAAAUGAUCUGCUUGCUUUGACCUACUUGAAGAAGUGACACUUUAAAUAACAUCAUAAUAUCCUAUUUUUAGACAGAAUUCUGCUGCUGACUUCUUCUAAAUAUUGCCGUAGCUGUUUUUCUUGAGCUGUAUUUAAAAUAAUGCAUAUUGUAAUCUAACUUGCAGGAAUUUUUAAUUGAAUAUAAAAGCUGUAAAUUUUGAAUGUAAAGAAAUUAAUGCUUUAUAUUUGAAGAUGCAGAUAUUCAGUGAUGUACUGAACUUUACUUUGUCCAGUAUCUGUUUCUCGCUGGUGUUAGUAAAAUGAAACGCUGGUGAAUGGUAUGGGGAAAAGACUUUUCAUGAGGUUGUCACAGUCUGCUUGCUUCUGUUCUUGUGUACAAAUUAGGCAAACGGGCCCCAGCAACUGCACAAUAGAACCCAGAAGUUUUUACAUCUUCUAGCUACGUGGUACCGUACUGUCAGCUGUCAAACAGAGCGUUUGUACGGCACAGCAGGUUUUGCCAGUUUGUCCCAGCUUUGUGCUCCUGGGUGGGCAGUUCAGUUUCUGUGAGGAAACACUCAUUAUGGGAAACGCUGUUUCUCCUGCCUGACAAGAUGGAAUGGAGAUAAGGGCUUUAUCUGACGGGUAGCUGGAGUUCUUCCGGAGAUGCGCAGGGGAGUAAGUGUGUGGGUCAGGCAGUUUGUUAUAGUCACACCAUUUCUGUGUGGCCUGUCUUGCACAGAUGAAGGAAUACAGAGCAAUAACCUCUUCCCAAAAGUUUUCUGAUUCACUGGUAACUUUUUUUUCUCCAAGGGGUCAGGCUGUACCUUCCACAGGUCUGUAGCUACACCCACUGCAGCCCACUCUGGGCUAGCGAAGACUGCAGGACUUCACCGGCGUCUGUCUGAUGCGUAGAGCAGAGGGCAUAGGUACUGUCUGAGCAUCCGUGUAGUCUGCUUCCCCUUCAGUGUCAGCGUCAGCUAGCGGCACGUUUCUCCUGAAAGCUCUGGCCGUAAGCAGCUAGAGCAGUGCAGGUUAGAGGAGCAGAUCAGGACUGCUAGCGCGGUGGAGCUCCUCUGGUAGCACUGAGACUCUUCUGCGAGGAAGCAAGAAGCGCUGUAAAUUUAUGUGGCUUGAACCAGAAAUAAAUCAGUCCCUCCAUUCCAGAAAGGAUUACUGAUAGCCGUCUUCAUGUUGGUGAUGUGAAGGGAUUUGUGCUUCCCUAAAUCCAAGGUAAGUUGCUGUAAUCCUUUUCUUCACCUCUUGCUGGAGAACACUCUGUCAUAAAAGUAAUUCUGAAAAGAACUGGCAGUGAAGUUUGAAAUUAAGCGCUGUGCUGAGGUCUGUAUGAUCGCAGCCCCAACUGGUUAGAAAAAAAGGCAAAUGAGCCUCAGAGUCCCUAUAAACCAUAUAAAUAAAAUAUUACCUGUUUUAUAAAUACACAGGUGGUCCCCAGCAAUUCUGUGCAGCCUGUGCAGACUUGGAGGCUUGUCCUCGUUCCACAACAUGUCUCUGGGGUCCAGUUUUAGGAAAUGUUGUUCUUCAGUGCUCUCAGCCAUGAGAUCCUUUGAGCUUUGUUGGACACUGGCUGGAAAGGAGAGGUCAUAGGUGUGACAGGAAGGGGAAGAUUUUCUUGAUGUGUCCCAGCGGGAUUCAGUGACUGUUUUGCAGAUGUUGACAGUAAUGGUUUUCUGGGCAGGGAGCCUGUGCUUUUAAAAAGUGUUGCUAUCCAGCAGGAUCUGAGGCAUAAGGAUCCAAAACCAGCACUGCACAUUUGCAAAGCAUAACCUAGUUUCUCUGGCGAGGUAGCUCUGUUACCCGUGAGAGUGUUACAGAGGUGGCAAGUCCGGCAUUUACAGAGUUCAGAUUUUGCAGAAGCCUCGUCAAACACCAGGUGGAACCUGAAACAGUGUCCAUGAAGCCACGCAGCGUACCCACCUGCAUCCCACCUGCAUCCUCUUUCCUGCCUCGCUGCAGACAGACAACUCUGGAACAAAUGGAAAUUGCAGCAAAGGCGGCCAGCCCGUGCCAGAUCAAAACCAGUGCGUGGCGGCUGUCUGGUGGGGGAACUAGCUCCACUCCUAGAAGAGCACAGGGGAGCUCACUGGUCAGUUAAGACAGGAAAGAACCAAAGUGUGGGGGAAGUGGAGAGGUGCCUGCCAGCUGCCUGCUCAGGGGAAAAAAAGUCUUGUUAACUGAACCACAGCACUAUCCUGCGGGGAAUGUGGAUAAGCAAGUGAAGGAGAAUAACGUUUAUAGGUAAGUCAGUUCUAAUUUCAACGACAGUUUCUUGAGAAAGCAGCUACCUACGGCACAGGAGUGGUACGGGGAGGGGCAGAAAGUGAGCAUUUUGGGGCAGGACCCACCUCUUCCUGCGUCGGUCGCAGGACUUGGUGCUGGCGCUCCACUGUAUUGAAACGCAGCUUAUAAUUAGAGCUACUCAAAGCCCACACCCAGAGUCAUUAGGAUAGAAACAUUUAGGAAUGAAAACAGUGAAAUGCUCUUCUCAGCUCUCUGCUCUGUUCUCUUUUAUACUAGCCUGUUUCCUGGAAAACCCCAACUUUGCUGGUGUGUAGUAGCCGGAACGGCACCUUUCUCUGUAAGAAAGUGGAGGUGUGACAUCUGCAAUGCAAACGAGCCUUUACCCCGCUGCUGCGAGCCAGAAGGGGGGCUGGCUGCGGUUAGCAGCGCCUUUGGGGGUCGGUGUAUCUCGAUACUUCUGUAAUGUUACCACGUAAAAAUGGAUGGCCAGAGCCCGACUGUGAUGCCGAUCCGGUGAUUAGACAGCCCAACACAGGAAGCCGGCUACAGUCACUUUAUUUGUCUUCAUGCCUUGUGGUUCACUACACUUGUUUACAAUACAAAUACACUAUUCAAUACAAAAUACUCAAUGACCAUAUAUUAGUAUUUUUCUUCAUUGUAUCCCUGAAGUGCACAGGCCCUUCCUUUACAAACAAUGUUGCAUAAACUGCUGUACAUGAGACAGACACUCCUCUAAUGAAGCUUGUUACUAAAAGAAGCCAGAUGCAGACAAUUCAGACAUUUUCCUGCGAUGGGUUUAGCUUUGGGACAGACAAACCGGGAUGCCUUUGCUGCUGUGGAAGGCUGUUUUAUGCUAUUCCUACAUCACAGGUCUUGUCACCCAGCAGGCAGGCUCAGUAACGGGAGCAGACUGGCAACGUUCAAUCCUGCGGAGCCGGUUUCAGACCUCCGGCAUCACACGGCGUAUAAACGGCUGCGCCCAGCGGUGCUGCAGCUGCUCUCACGCUGAGCCUACAGCACCACUGUGAAAGGCUGACUCAGCACCUUCACGCAGCCCUCGUGUGUGCAGCCUGUGGCACCCGUACUGCCCCUCGCUACAGCAAAGCCCCUCUCCUGCUGCCCCUCCUCCCACUGCUCCUGGAGGAAGCAGGGACCACCCAAACUUCUUGCUUCGCUUCAUUUCCAGGCAUGCGAUGGAGAAACAAGGUUCAGUAGCGAAAAGGAAGAUGAAGGGACAACAGGAAAGGUAGAUAAACAGGCAUCCCAACCUAAUUUACCUUCAGGUGCAGAAACCUACCUAACAUCUAUAGAAACAGGUAGCAUCCACGUGGAAAUAAGCCACUUUCACAUUAUGAGUGUGGUAGCACAGGAUUUUCCCAGUCGUGCUUUACAUCCUGUAGAUCAUACUGCUUCCCACUUUUCCACUGUAGAGUGAGGAAGACACGUAAGACCAGAAUGUAAAUAUUGCCAAUGAAAAAGACUAACUGUCUUAAAAACAAAUUCCUUAAAAAAAUACUUUUUUUAAAUACAGUUUGCUGAGACAAUAUAUAAGUCAUAGACAAAAAUGGGUAAGAGGGUUAAAAUAGCUUUUUUUCUCCUACACCACUGUAAGCCUAGCGUGCAGAAGUUUUAAUAAGGGAAUUUGGGAUUUACACAUGCUGGGGUGCUUUUGUCUGAUGAGGUCAUGGUGACUUGUGCCCCUCCUGUUCCCUGCAGUUCUGAGAACUGAACAGUUGACUCUUUCCAGACAGAGAAAUUAAAAAUUCCUAGUUCACGACUAGACAAAAUACUCUUGCCAAUGACGUACAGCUAUAGGAGCUGUGCUAGAAUGAAACUGCUAGAAACUGGAACAGAAGAAAUGUGAACUCUGAACACUUCCAGAUGUUGUAAGAGAAAUGCUAAAACAAAUUCUAUGAAGAACCUUGUACAGAAUUUAAGCCACGGUUUCCUUACAACUAUGUUGCAUGAAUUACUCUGCUUCUUACACACUCACACAGAGGCUGUAACUGAACACGCUGUUAGCUUUACCCCAGCACCCAACCUUUUUCUUGUUUCCCCCUGCUCUCCUUGGAGCAUCCCUGGCAAAGCCUUUCAGAAGCUUCUUUCCUACCUCACCAAACUGCUGCUAGUAAUGCUUCCGCCCAGGGCUAACCUGCAGGGCAGCUGCAGCGCUCACACAGUUAAACGCUGCAUCGUUUCUGUCAGCCCUUCAGCUCCCUGGAGAUGGCACAGUCACUGAUAGUGCUGAAGUGUGAAUCGUUAAUUUGAUGACAGAGGCAACUGGUAUCAUUACAGAAAGCUUUUUUCAUACCAUCCCAGUGAUACAAAUCAAAUCUCGCAUUGGCACAGAAAUCCUGGCAAAGCUGUGGCAACAGGACACACACUUAAAACUUAACGCAGCGGCGAAAUGACCAGGGAACUGUCUUCACUGCAGCCUGCACACUAGUAGCAGAGCACCCUUUGGUCCAGGCCAUUAAUUCAUGGAAAUAAUUUGUCCUUGAUGGCAUUAUUUGUGGUUUAAGAGACAGGCAAACGCUCCAACCCUUCUUUCGAGUGGUAAGAUUUGACUAGCAUCAGUAUUUACAAAACAAUUUUUGCAAACUGGGGUGCUGUGCUUGGACAGCACACAGGGGUACCAAACUAAAUGGUUGCUAUGGAAGAGCUCAGAGAUGUUAUUUUUUUACAUUAAAAACAAGCCCAAACUAGAUUUCUGAAUUCCAAGAGUUAAAUUCCAAACCACAAAACACAAAACCCAACACCAAAAAACCCACAACAAAACAUUUUACACUGGAGACACUGGAAGGAAGCUUAUUGGAAACCAGCUGAACAGCAUUUAUCACAAUGCACCGUACCCAGCAGGCUAGAGAAUUUCAGUAGUAAUUCACCAUUUCCCCUGACCAGAAUUAUCUCCUCACCUAUUGUGUAGGUAAGAAGGCAGUAAUGUGUUUAGCUCCUUCGUUUGUUACAACUCGUUCUGUAAGAGUGUUUCAGUUGAAAUUCUAUGAUAAAAUAACUGCAGAGCACAGGCUGCAGAGCAGUAAUCACGCUAUCACCGUGGCUGGGGAGAGCCUGCCUUUAGCACCUUCACCCCCGCAAACUUAUAAUCAUCUCUUGCUGCUUGUGCUUUUAAAGCUUCUUUAGAAAUGCUACCUGUAACAUCAUAACCUGGCAGCUUAUCUGCAUUUGUGCAGCAUCAGAGCUGCUGCCCCAGAGCCAAGAAUUAAUAAUUUCAGCUAGUCAAAGAUCAUUAACUUUGCAACUUUUUGUUCAUGUGUAUUCUUUGAGAACACUCAUCAGUAUACAGGUCAGAUCCUGACCUCAGCAACACGUAAGAGGCAGGGCAGUAAAAACCCAGCGUGCUCCUAUGCAAAGAGCUAAAGAAAACAAUGAGGAGCUUCAGCCCUUCUGAAAAUGAGAAACCUAGAAUAUUUAAAUGAAAAUUGCUAUUACAUGUGAGUAAUAUACUAGCGUAAGAAAUUAUUCUGUAGUGCUUACCUCCUGAAUGAAUCUGCUUUCCUGAGACUCUAGAAAACUUCCCCACUGAGUUUACCCAGCGAGAGGGACCAGCAUGACACUAACGCAGUCCUAAGCUAGACCAAAUCCUUCUCUGGUGGCUAUUUCAUGACAAGAGCUGUGAGCCUAAAAACCUCGGAGAUGACAAAUAUUCUCUUAAUUCAAGCUAAAGAAACCUAUGGGACGCAGCACAGCACCCGAAGCACAACCCUCGUUACCCCCACGCAGCAGCGCUGCGGUGCAUCCCUCGCAGAUGAACGUGAAAUUCGGAGCAGCCCCUGACCCAGGUUCCUAACAGCAGAGCACAGCCCCUCGAACCAAGCACCACACGCAAUUUUGGCAUUUGUCUAAAACCAGGUUUUAGUCCUGGGUACCAGAGAUGUCAGAAAGGCAGGCUGAGAGCACGCCGCCUCCCUCCUCCUGUUCUUUCUACAGGGGUAGUGGCCCAAACCAAGCCCUCCAGUCGCAAUCUGCACAUCUCAAAGGUCAGGAGUAUGUUAUGCGGAUUCUGGUUUGUUCCCUUAUGAAUACAGGAAGCUUACCUCAACGUUUGGAUCCAGGGCCAGAUUCAGAGUCACUUCACUGAAAUGAAGAGUCUCGGACUGAAGAACACCUUCACGUUCCUUUGCUGAUGCUCCACUACCCCCGUUUCUAUGGAAACAGGCACCCCUUUCUGGAUAGCGUUCAUACUAAAACAGCUCCUUGCAACCCUAAGUUGAAGUUACUAACGCACAUCUUUACACAUGAAUUAUUUCCUACAUCUAUGUUUUGACAACACACUUAACUGGAGUAUUUUUCAUGCACAAGGUGUACAAAAUGAGUCAAUGAAGUGUUUGUCUUUAAACCACUAUCAUACACGUAUUUUGUUAAAAGAAACAAGGGCUCUGCACCCUUCAAAUAAUACAGAGAGUAUCUAUCUGGCAUCCGGAUUGUGGCACGACGUAGUCUUCUGCCUUUACGUUGUUUGUACAGGGUAUGUCAAAGGCUAUCGUAAACCUCGGAGGUAUGCAGGUGGCUGUCCAUUUUCAGGGCAUGGUGGAAGUCUCUCUCACGACCACGGUCCUUUAAAACUUCACCUUGGUUCCACUUGACAUGCACAAGUUCCUGAUGAAGGACAUUCCUACUUUUGUAGGACAGAAGGAAUUUUAAAGGGCUUUACUCAGUUUUAGUGCUUAAACACGGGGGGGGGG